Messenger RNA from Drosophila eugracilis, 8699 nucleotides. RefSeq names its product trichohyalin (gene brp). Gene Ontology annotation, biological process: neuromuscular synaptic transmission; regulation of synaptic plasticity; maintenance of presynaptic active zone structure. The coding region runs from base 818 to 7549 and encodes 2243 amino acids. Gene Ontology annotation, cellular component: cytoskeleton of presynaptic active zone. The record is from RefSeq and is a predicted model, not a curated record. NCBI's taxonomy places the organism in Eukaryota, Metazoa, Arthropoda, Insecta, Diptera, Drosophilidae. Gene Ontology annotation, molecular function: structural constituent of presynaptic active zone. The transcript is spliced from 23 exons.
CACGAGCGGCGCUCAGUUCUUUGAGGGUAGUUAGUUGGACAACGGCGUUGCCGAAAACGGGCCACCUCAGCUGCCGCACAAUACAUUUUUGGCCAUGUACAUAAAACAAAAGCCGUUUAAAUCAUAAACACAAAAUGCAAUUAGCCAGCGAGCGCACGCCACGAAAGUCAACAAACUAACUAAGCCAGUGUCAUCAACUAAAUUAGUGCAAGCAGCUAGCCGACCGGAACCGGAAAUGCCCAUUGAGCCGCCUGACAACAACAGCAACAGCAACAACAACAAUAACAAUAACAACAACAACAAACACAAUCACAGCAGUCACAAGCACCAUUGCAUUGGCAACGGCCAUAAAGACGUGCAACAAAUCGCCCACACACACAUGUAGUUGCAGCGCGAGUGCGUCAGUGUGUGCGGGCUCUGAAAACCGGAAGCGGAAGUCGAGGAGCCGGAGGAGAAGGAGGAGCAACAGCAGAGGCAGCAAGUGCAGGGACUUGAUCAGAAGGAUAGGAAGGCGUAGAUAGAUUAGCCAGUUUUUUCAUUCGCCCGCAGUUCGUUAAGGAAAAUCAUUCAAAAUUCAUCGCCUAAGCAAAACGGAUGCCGCACAAGAGAGAGAGAGAGAGAGAGAGAAAGAGAGAGUCGCGAUUAGAUCAAUCAAUUAAUCAAUCAAAACCGAGCAUAUCAACCGAGAGGCCAAUACCAACCAGAGAACCGAAAUCAAAGUUCAACGUUGCAUUUAAGGUGCCCGGUAGAGCAGUUCAACUUCCAGUUACCACUAGCACUCCGUGUGUGAUUGCAUGCCGCGGAUGAGCCGCGGAUUAUGUCACGUGACGAUUAUAAUCCAGUAACUAGCUCUGGUGUACGCAGUCCGGGUCGCGUGCGGCGUCUCCAGGAAUUGCCGACGGUCGAUCGAUCCCCAUCCCGGGACUACGGCGCACCACGCGGAAGUCCUUUAGCAAUGGGCAGUCCAUACUACCGCGACAUGGAUGAGCCAACAAGUCCGGCCGGAGCGGGUCACCAUCGCAGCCGGAGCGCCAGCAGACCACCGAUGGCCCAUGCCAUGGACUAUCCAAGAACCCGCUACCAAUCGCUGGAUCGCGGCGGACUCGUGGACCCACACGACCGCGAGUUCAUACCCAUUCGGGAGCCCCGCGAUCGGUCCCGGGACAGAUCCCUCGAACGGGGACUAUACCUAGAGGACGAGCUCUAUGGCAGAUCAGCGCGCCAGAGCCCUAGUGCCAUGGGUGGAUAUAAUACGGGCAUGGGCCCCACCUCGGAUCGAGCUUAUUUGGGCGACCUGCAGCACCAGAACACCGAUUUGCAAAGGGAGUUGGGUAACCUGAAGCGGGAACUGGAGCUGACCAAUCAAAAGCUUGGCAGUUCGAUGCACAGCAUCAAGACUUUCUGGUCGCCGGAGCUGAAGAAGGAGAGGGCACUGCGUAAGGAGGAGAGUGCCAAGUACAGCCUGAUUAACGAUCAGUUGAAGCUGCUCAGCACGGAGAAUCAGAAACAAGCCAUGUUGGUGCGUCAGCUGGAGGAGGAGCUCCGCCUGCGUAUGAGGCAGCCCAACUUGGAGAUGCAGCAGCAGAUGGAGGCGAUCUAUGCGGAGAACGAUCAUUUACAGCGCGAGAUUAGCAUAUUGCGCGAGACGAUCAAGGAUCUGGAGUGCCGAGUAGAAACCCAAAAGCAAACACUAAUUGCCCGCGACGAGAGCAUCAAGAAGCUGUUGGAAAUGCUGCAGGCCAAGGGAAUGGGCAAAGAGGAGGAGCGCCAGAUGUUCCAACAAAUGCAGGCGAUGGCGCAGAAACAGAUGUACAAUAACUACACGGGCGCCACCGGAAGCAGUCCCCCAUUGCCGGACAUUAUUGGGCAAUACUACGGCCCUGGAACUUUGGGUCCGGGCCCCCUGUCCUACGGCUCAGGCAAUGGUUACGGCCCAGCUGGCUACGAUCUGUACGGCCCAUCGACCUCAACGGCAGCCGGUGGAUACGGACUGUAUGAUCCCCCGAUCUAUGGACCGUGCCAAACAUCACCAAUUCGAAGAAGACGUUAUAGCAUUGCCGGCCUGCCAUCGGCCACUAUGUACAAUGAUGUCUACGGCUAUCCGGCACCACCAUUGCAACAGACCAGCUCCUCAAAUAUAGUAAACCUGCUUAACGAGGCCCACAAGUCGAUAUCGCGCAGUUCACAGAUCCUGAAUCUAACGAAUCAGGCCAGACAAUUGGGUCAGCUUGUGACCACGCCGCUGGGCGGAACUGUUGGCAUGGGUUUAGGUCGAGUCGUGUCCAGUUACCCCACCUUGCAUCCGGGUGAUACCUCACCGCCGUACCUCAACGAUAACCUAAUGCAGAUGUCCACGAGCUUCUCUUCGCAGCCCAACAUGUACUUCCAGCCGCAGGCGCAAGUGCAGCAAGUGCUGCCCACACAACUGACGGCGGCCCAAAGUGCCGCUGCAGCGGCCGCAAGACUCCGACCUGCUUAUUCCGUUACGAAUCUGGUGUCCAGCUAUCCGACAACGACCACGGCGGGCUAUGGCUGCAAGUACGGGGGCUAUGGGAAUCCGUACCAGAGUGAUUUGGGCUACGGCAAUCCCUUGGCCCCCUUCCAGCAGCGCCAGCUGAUGGCCCACCAGUCGCUGCAUGCCUCCAAUCCCGCCAUUUCGCAGUACUACCAGAAUCAGGGAACCGGAGCCGGAACGGGUGCUUCGGCGGCCGCAUUGGCCUACAACCUGCAACAACAGUUCGCGGGGACGCAACACUACGGUGGCGGAUCACAAGGACCGCCGCUGGGACACUCGCACAUUCAGGCAUCGGUCCAGCAGCAGAUGCAUCCGCAGUACCAGUACCAUGUGCAUCAGCAUCAGAAUCACCUGCAGACACAUCCGCUGGCGGCGUUGGCCAAUACGAGCGGUCCAUUUGGUGGAACGCUGGCCAGCAGUGCCCGGGAUUAUGUGGACGGACUGCAUCAUGCGGCCCACUCCCAUACGCAUCCGCAUACGCAUUCGCAUCCGCACCACUCCUCGCAUCAUUCGCAUCACACGGCAUAUCCGCACUCGCAUUCGCACCAUCAGCAGCAGCAGCCGCAUCAAGCCCACCAUCACCACCAUCUGCCAUACUCGAAACUAGACUUAGAUUACCCGAAACUGCCGCAAGAGCAUAAGCGACAACUGGACGAAUUCCGUCUUGAAAUACAGAGAAGGGAUCAAGAGAUCCUGGCGAUGGCGGCCAAAAUGAAAACCCUCGAGGAGCAGCAUCAGGACUACCAGCGGCACAUAGCGGUGCUCAAGGAGUCGCUAUGUGCCAAAGAGGAGCACUACAACAUGCUGCAAACGGACGUUGAGGAGAUGCGCGCCCGCCUCGAGGAGAAGAACCGCCUGAUCGAGAAGAAGACCCAGGGCACCCUGCAGACGGUCCAGGAGCGAAAUCGCCUUACCAGCGAACUAACCGAGCUCAAGGACCACAUGGACAUCAAAGACCGCAAGAUCAGCGUGCUGCAGCGCAAGAUUGAAAACUUGGAGGAUCUGCUCAAGGAGAAGGACAACCAGGUGGACAUGGCGCGUGCCCGUCUCUCAGCCAUGCAGGCCCACCACAGCAGCUCCGAAGGCGCCUUGACCAGCCUGGAGGAGGCCAUUGGUGACAAAGAGAAGCAAAUGGCCCAACUGCGAGAUCAGCGGGAUCGUGCCGAGCAUGAGAAGCAGGAAGAGCGAGAUCUUCAUGAGCGUGAGGUGGCCGACUAUAAGAUCAAACUGAGGGCUGCCGAAAGUGAGGUGGAAAAGCUGCAGACGCGUCUGGAACGAGCGGUCACCGAGCGGGAGCGACUAGAGAUCAAGCUGGAGGCCUCUCAGAGCGAACUGGGCAAGUCAAAGGCCGAACUGGAGAAGGCCACCUGCGAAAUGGGUAGAAGCAGCGCCGACUGGGAGUCCACUAAGCAGAGGAUUGCCCGCUUGGAGCUGGAGAACGAGCGGCUGAAACACGAUCUGGAACGUUCGCAGAUGCAACUAGAAGAACAGACCACACUACACAAAACAACGUUUGGCCGAACUACGAUGACCACAUCCCAGGAACUGGAUAGAGCUCAGGAGAGGGCCGAUAAGGCCUCGGCCGAACUGCGACGUACCCAGGCCGAACUGAGAGUCACACAGGGCGAAACUGAAAAACGUUUUUCGGAUGCGGAAAGAGCUCGUGAAGAGGCGGCCGCCCUGCAGGAGAAGCUGGAGAAGAGCCAGGGCGAGGUGUAUCGACUCAAGGCGAAACUGGAGAAUGCCCAGGGCGAGCAGGAGAGUCUGCGCCAGGAGCUGGAGAAGGCGCAGAGCGGUGUCUCUCGCAUCCACGCCGAUCGCGAUCGGGCCUUCUCCGAGGUGGAAAAGAUCAAGGAGGAGAUGGAGCGCACCCAGGCCACGUUGGGCAAGUCACAGCUGCAGCACGAGAAGCUACAGAACUCGCUGGACAAGGCCCAGAACGAGGUCGAUCAUCUGCAGGAUAAAUUGGACAAGGCCGGCACUGAGAAUCGCCGCUUGGUCCUCGAGAAGGAGAAGCUCACCUACGACUAUGACAACCUGCAGUCGCAACUGGACAAGGCAUUGGGCCAGGCGGCCAGGAUGCAGAAGGAGCGUGAGACCCUCUCACUGGACACGGAUCGCAUUCGCGAGAAACUGGAGAAGACGCAGGUGCAACUGGGUCGCAUCCAGAAGGAGCGGGAUCAAUUCUCCGACGAACUGGAGACGCUCAAGGAGCGCUCGGAAUCGGCACAGACCCUCUUGAUGAAGGCUGCCCGUGAUCGUGAGGCGAUGCAAACGGAUCUGGAGGUUCUCAAGGAGCGGUACGAGAAGUCGCACGCCAUCCAGCAGAAACUCCAGAUGGAGCGUGACGAUGCGGUCACCGAAGUGGAGAUCCUCAAGGAGAAACUGGAUAAGGCACUGUAUGCCAGCCAGAAACUGAUCGACGAGAAGGACACCUCCAACAAGGAGUUCGAGAAGAUGCUUGAGAAGUACGAUCGGGCCCAGAACGAGAUCUAUCGCCUUCAGUCACGCUGCGAUACGGCAGAAGCAGAUAGAGCUCGCUUGGAAGUGGAAGCGGAACGAUCUGGUUUGGCUGCUGGCAAGGCUCGCGAAGAUCUGCGUAAGUUGCAGGACGAGAGCACAAGGCUGCAGGAGGCCUGCGAUCGGGCGGCGCUCCAGCUGAGCCGCGCCAAGGAGUGCGAGGAUAAUGCGCGCAGCGAGCUGGAGCACAGUCGCGAUCGCUUUGACAAGCUGCAAACGGACAUCCGCCGUGCUCAGGGCGAGAAGGACCACUUCCAGUCCGAACUGGAGCGAGUCACUUACGAACUGGAGCGGGCACAUGCUGCCCAAACCAAGGCGGGUGCCAGUGUGGAGGCGGCCAAGGAGGAGGCUGCUCACUAUGCCGUGGAACUCGAGAAGAUGCGCGAUCGCUAUGAGAAGAGCCAGGUGGAGCUGCGCAAGCUCCAAGAUACAGACACCUUCGGACGGGAGACGCGACGCCUCAAGGAGGAGAACGAGCGGCUGCGCGAGAAGCUGGACAAGACUCUCAUGGAGCUGGAGACUAUUCGAGGAAAGUCGCAGUACGAGUCGGAGUCCUUCGAGAAGUACAAGGACAAGUACGAGAAAAUCGAGAACGAGGUGCAGAACAUGGAGUCGAAGCUGCACGAGACCAGUCUGCAACUGGAGCUUUCCAAGGGCGAGGUGGCCAAGAUGCUGGCCAACCAAGACAAGCAGCGAUCCGAGCUGGAGCGGGCUCAUAUCGAAAGAGAGAAGGCUCGGGACAAGCACGAGAAGCUGUUAAAGGAGGUCGAUCGUUUGCGCCUCCAACAGUCCUCGGUGAGCCCCGGCGAUCCGGUCCGAGCGUCGACGUCCUCCUCAUCCGCUCUGUCCGCUGGCGAACGGCAGGAGAUCGACCGCCUGCGGGAUCGCCUCGAAAAGGCGCUGCAGUCGCGUGACGCCACCGAGCUGGAGGCCGGUCGCUUGGCCAAGGAACUGGAGAAGGCGCAAAUGCAUCUGGCAAAGCAGCAGGAGAACACUGAGUCCACGCGCAUCGAGUUCGAGCGCAUGGGCGCUGAACUUGGCCGACUCCAUGAUCGCCUCGAAAAGGCUGAAGCCGAACGUGAAUCCCUGCGUCAAGCGAACCGAAGCGGUGGAGCAGGCGCUGCCCCCCAUCCGCAGCUGGAGAAGCACGUUCAGAAGCUGGAGUCCGAUGUCAAACAGCUGGCCAUGGAGCGGGAACAAUUGGUCCUACAGUUGGAGAAGAGCCAGGAGAUCCUCAUGAACUUCCAAAAGGAACUUCAAAACGCCGAGGCUGAACUGCAAAAGACGCGCGAGGAGAACCGUAAGCUUCGGAAUGGCCACCAAGUGCCACCUGCAGCUGCUCCACCCGCUGGAGCGUCUCCCGCCGAGAUCCAGGCCAUGCAGAAAGAGAUCCAGACUCUGCAACAAAAGCUCCAAGAAUCGGAGCGUGCCCUGCAAGCCGCUGGUCCCCAACAAGCUCAGGCUGCAGCGGCGGCCGGAGCAAGUCGCGAGGAGAUCGAACACUGGCGCAAGGUCAUUGAGCAGGAGAAGGGUCGUGCCGAUAUGGCCGACAAGGCUGCCCAGGAGAUGCACAAGCGCAUUCAGCUUAUGGACCAACACAUCAAGGAUCAGCACGCCCAGAUGCAGAAGAUGCAGCAGCAGAUGCAACAGCAGCAGCAAGCGGCGCAGCAAGCGGCGCAACAGGCAGCGCAACAGCAACAGUCUGCAGCAACUGCCGGCGGCGCGGACGCCAAGGAAGUGGAAAAGAUCAAGGGCGAGCUUCAAGCUGCCUGCACCGAACGCGAUCGAUUCCAGCAGCAACUGGAACUCCUGGUCACAGAGCUGGAGAAGAGCAAAAUGUCCAAUCAGGAGCAGGCCAAACAGCUUCAAACCUCGCAGCAACAAGUGCAACAACUGCAACAGCAGGUGCAACAGUUGCAGCAGCAAAUGCAACAACUGCAGCAAGCUGCCAGUGCGGGAGCAGGCGCCACCGAUGUACAGCGCCAGCAAUUGGAGCAGCAGCAAAAGCAGCUGGAGGAGGUGCGCAAGCAGAUCGACAACCAGGCCAAGGCGACCGAGGGCGAGCGCAAGAUCAUCGACGAGCAACGCAAGCAGAUCGACGCCAAGCGCAAAGACAUCGAGGACAAGGAGAAGAAGAUGGCCGAAUUCGAUGUUCAGUUGCGCAAGCGCAAGGAGCAAAUGGACCAGCUGGAGAAGUCCCUGCAAACGCAAGGAGGCGGUGCGGCGGCCGCAGGCGAGCUAAACAAGAAGCUCAUGGACACGCAGCGACAGCUAGAAGCUUGCGUCAAGGAGCUGCAGAACACAAAGGAGGAGCACAAGAAGGCGGCAACCGAAACGGAGCGUUUGCUGCAAUUGGUACAAAUGUCGCAGGAGGAGCAGAAUGCCAAGGAGAAGACCAUCAUGGAUUUGCAACAAGCCUUAAAGAUCGCUCAAGCCAAAGUCAAACAAGCACAAACGCAGCAACAGCAACAGCAGGAUGCUGGGCCAGCUGGCUUCUUGAAGAGCUUUUUCUAAACAGUGCCCCCAGGAAAAAACCGAAAAAAAUACACACAUCCACAGAUGCAGAUGAGGCAAAAAGGAUAACACCCAUACUAUUUAACCAAAGCAGCAAGAAAUUACCAAAAAGCACUGUCUACUAUUUUGUAUACUACCGAUGCCGAUACCAAUACCAACAAUGCAGUAUUUCUACGACUCACAUAUACACUUACACUAUAUACACAAACACACACACACACAUUUGUAAAUGACACCAUGUAAAUGCAAUGCGAAAUGCAGAUUAUUUGAUAUUUAUGUGUAUUGUGUAAUUAGGUUGCCGCUAUACUCAAAUUGUGGAUGCAUUUAAAAGUCAGCUCGUAUAGCGUACUUUGUCGAAAACUCUCUUAAACUCUUUCUCUAACUCACUAACUCAAUCCUUUUUCGAACUCAACUUAAAGUUUAUCGUUAGCCAAGAACACCUUCUAAGCCCAAAUUUUCUCUCCUUUGAGCGCCAUUCUGUCCUUCACUUUCUCUCUGUCGGUCGGAGCUGCAGAAUGUAGACUACGUCCUCGGGCACUACAUCCACCCACCCAUGAAUCAACCCAAUAAUAUUUUCCAUAAGAACCACCCAUCAGUCAUUAGUUUUCCCACUGCGCGAAUGUGAUGAAAUUGAAAACAAAAGAAAAGUAACGAGAAGAAAGUGAAAGAAGUAAUUGCAUUAAAAUUGAAUAAGCAACUAAUUGAGUGCUGCUUUGGACCCAAAGUGCAGCAUGUACUUACAAUUAUCGAUGAUAUAUAUAUAUAUAUAUAUACAUAAUGCUAGCCUCUGUUAUAGUUAGUUAAACAUGAACAUCGGCCCAUCAUACGCCCACACAAACACACUGUACAUAAAGCAUUUGGCAUCAGAUUCAUAAUGGAAAAAAAGAAGUAUAGAUACAGAUACGGAUACAAUAUGUAGAGCAAUAAAUGAUAAACCACAGAUAAUACGAAUAUGAUAUAGAUACGAGUACCAUAUGUAAAAUUAAUGCGAUUAAAGAAACUUAUAUUGCCUAGCCUUUAGCCGUGUACCAAAGAACUAUCAAUAUAGACCCCAAGUGAACGAAGAACACACUACCUAACAUUCGUAUCAGCUAAUAUGGAUAUUAACGAUUAAAAGAAAACGUAAUAAACUCGAACAUCAACUACAAAA